GGAAGCGGCGGCCGUAGACAGUACCGGCUCACGGAGGGGCGGCGGCGAGCGCCUUGGGGGUUGUGAACCCCGCGAUGGAUCCGGACGAGACGGUCGCGCCGCCGAGGUCGUCGCUGCUGCCGCGGCUGCUGCUAGUGUCGCUGCUGUGGUCCGGGCUGGCUCUGGGCGCGCUUCCCAGGGGCGGCAGCCCCCAAAGGGUCCUCUACGACCUCCUGUCGGAGCAGCAGUUGCUGGAGGCGGAGGACUUGUCCCUGACCCUGCUGCAGGGCGGGAGGCUGGGGCCUCUGUCCCUACCCCCGGGCCUGCCGGAUCUAGAUCCCGAGUGCCGGGAGCUGCUGCUGGACUUCGCCAACAGCAGCGCAGAGCUGACCGGGUGCAUAGUGCGCGGCGCCCGGCCGGUGCGCCUCUGUCAGACCUGCUUCCCCCUCUUCCAACAGGUCGCCAGCAAGAUGGACAACAUCAGCCGAGCCGUGGGGAAUACUUCAGAGAGUCAUAGUUGUGCCAGAAGUCUGUUAAUGUCAGAUAGAAUGCAGAUAGUGCUGAUUCUGUCUGAGUUUUUUAAUUCCACGUGGCAGAAGGCAAAUUGUGCAAAUUGUUUAACGAACAAAAGUGAAGAAUUAUCAAAUAGCACGGUAUACUUCCUCGAUUUAUUUAACCACACCUUGACCUGCUUUGAGCAUAACCUUCAGGGGAGCACAUACAGUCUUCUCCAGUUAAGAAAUUAUUCAGAAGUUUGCAAAAACUGUCGCGAAGCCUACAAAAAUCUCAGUAGUCUGUACAGUGAAAUGCAAAAAAUGAAUGAACUUGAGAAUAAAGCUGAGCCUGGAAGACACUUAUGCAUUGAUGUGGAGGAUGCAAUGAACAUUACUCGAAAACUGUGGAGUAGAACUUUCAACUGCUCGGUCCCCUGCAGUGACACCGUGCCUGUAAUUGCUGUUUCUGUGUUCAUUCUCUUUCUGCCUGUUGUCUUCUACCUUAGUAGCUUUCUUCACUCGGAGCAAAAGAAACGCAAACUCAUUCUGCCUAAACGUCUCAAGUCCAGUGCCAGCUUUGCAAACGUGCAAGAAAAUUCGAACUGAAACCCACAAAAUGGAGAACUGGCCUCGUAUCCCGUGGAUAAAUGGUGGAAGACAUGGCUUGGUCCAAAAGAAGAUAAACUGUGAUUUGACAAGUCAAGUUCUUAAGAAAUGCAAGGACUUCACAUUUAUUUUGAAAUAAGAAUUUUCAAUUUUUCUUUCUUUUUCCACCCCCUUUUAAGGGUGUGGGUAUUUUUAAUUUCCAAGCAUAGCAGUGUUGUCUAUUUUAAAGUGUGUUUGUUACAAUAACAAAAGAUGCAAGAACAAUCUUUGUUUUAUAGGCAUAUUAUUACUGUUUGAGACUUCUGGUAUCUCCUUUUAACAUGUUAUCUCAAGUAGCAAAGUUUCUGAAAACUAACACUUAAAAAAUCAGUUAUAGCGAAGACUUUGGAAAAGAAAUAUACUUGCCAAAAAGUAGCAGGUCCAAAGAUUAAUUUAAAUUACUCGCCAUUGCAGUAUUAUUGUUGUGUGUGUGUUUAAUAUGUCAUAUAUUACAAAUAAUAUGUAAUUUGACUCUAGUUUCCUUAAAGUCAUUUUGGAAACCACUAAUUAUAAACCUCCCUAACAAUUUUUAAAAGAGGGAAGGCACAUUACAUUUAUCUUUGUAAAAAGA
Molecule: messenger RNA, 1689 nt
Organism: Equus quagga
Lineage: Eukaryota; Metazoa; Chordata; Mammalia; Perissodactyla; Equidae
Gene: OSTM1
Product: osteoclastogenesis associated transmembrane protein 1
Exons: 6
Coding region: 75-1079 (334 amino acids)
Biological process (GO): osteoclast differentiation
Cellular component (GO): cytosol
Source: RefSeq, a predicted model, not a curated record